This is a messenger RNA of Grus americana (Whooping crane), 2557 nucleotides long. Its product is annotated as histone RNA hairpin-binding protein-like. Gene Ontology annotation, molecular function: mRNA binding; histone pre-mRNA stem-loop binding. The coding region runs from base 56 to 1192 and encodes 378 amino acids. NCBI's taxonomy places the organism in Eukaryota, Metazoa, Chordata, Aves, Gruiformes, Gruidae. The transcript is spliced from 11 exons. Gene Ontology annotation, cellular component: histone pre-mRNA 3'end processing complex; cytoplasm. The record is from RefSeq and is a predicted model, not a curated record. Gene Ontology annotation, biological process: mRNA 3'-end processing by stem-loop binding and cleavage; mRNA transport.
CGCCGCGCUGGGUGCGCAGCCAUGUUCCGCGGUGGCGGCGCCGUUCGCCUCAGCCAUGUUCCGCGGGCAGCGGGGCCUGCCGCGCCACGCCGGUGGCGGGGAGCCGGGCGGGAUGCGCAGUUCUGUGCAACAUCCAGGCUACUGGCAUCAAGAACAGGAAUGUAGAAGCUGGAAUGAUUCAGAUUCUUUGGUGUUUGAUGAAUAUCAAUGUAGACAUUUAGACCAAUGGCUGGAGAGCUCCACAACACCAGAAUAUUCUAGGCCUCUUUCUAGUUGCACCGACUGGGAAGGUAGAAUUGAAGAAGGCGAAACAAUGAGGACAUCAAAUAAAAAAAUGACAAAUGAUUGUGCUAAUCCAGCUGAAAGGGAAACAGAUGAAGUGGUUCUGAGGAGAAGACAAAAACAGAUCAAUUUUGGAAAGAAUACCCUUGCGUAUGACAGAUACAUUAAAGAAGUUCCCAAGAAUCAGCGAAUACCGGGAGUUCAUCCUAGAACUCCCAACAAAUUUAAGAAGUACAGCCGUAGAUCCUGGGACCAGCAGAUCAGGCUGUGGAAGAUAGCACUGCAUGCCUGGGAUCCUCCUACUGAAGAAACCUGGGAUUUGCAGCCAGUUAGUACAGAACCCUCAGGCAGUUCCCAAGAAUGGUUCUGCAAAGAUCAGGAUAUUUCUGACUCCCUUGUAUUUGAUGAAAAGCAGAAGAGAAAUGAGUGCGAAGAUGAAAGCAGACAGGCUGACUACACACCAGAAAGUUCCUGUUCUCCUGAUUCUUCUCCGGUAUGGAAACGCAGAAAACGAAACAAUUCUGACUCCUCUAUGGUUUCGAAGAGCAAAAACCAUUACAUGCAUAUGUACCACACGCUGGAAAGUCUUACUGAAUCAGGACAUCAGGAGACUUUUUCGAAGUGCUCAGAGUGGGAAGCCUUUGGUGAAAAUGAUGAAGUAAUGACAGUACAACAUGGUAUAGAAAUAAAUGACCCGAUUCCUGCCAGUUGUUCUUCAGGAUGGAACAAUCAGAAACAGAAAAAAACCAACUUCUUUCUGCCUGACAGCAAAAUUUGCCGAGAUACAGACUGCAGGCUGGAGAGGCUUAAACUUUGUAGCAAUUUUUUGGAAGCACGUCAGCCAGAAUGCCCUGAAAGAGGAUGGGGAUGUGCAAGUGGUGAAGAUAGAAUAAUGAGAAAAAAAAUUUAAAUACCAAGGUUUCUUCAGAUCUUUAAGGCUAGAUUAUUUUCUGCAAGCUCUGCCUCAAGUGUAAAACUUUGGAUUUCCUUAAGCCUGUGCUACAAUGAUGAUGGAUGUUCCUUAAAGCUUUUAUAAGAAUGUUUCUGCUUUACCUGCAUUGGUGGCAUGCUACUUCAGUUGAUGGAUCCUGCUGUUGCCGUUGGGAGAUCAUGCCACUUAGAGUGCACCAAUGUUAUGCUGGUGAAUUGGUCCAAUAUUGAGUCAGACUGAAGAAUGCUGCCCCUUAAACCAAGGAGUUAAAACCUGUUUCCUCUCCUGGACCAGAAUUGUACAUCCAACCUGAAGAACUGCUUCAAAAGAGUGUAGAUAAUUCCAGCCUUUCUCCAGUCGUUAAACUGUUCGUAGCUUUGAAAUUGCGUGAUCAUCCAUUUGGCUUAUUUACCAUUCUCUAAGAUGUCUUAAGGUAGUAUUUGCCUAAGCCUAGUGAGAGAAGAGAAAGGAAAGGUAGAUGGUUUAUCAAAAUCAGCUCCCAGUCUUAAAGGGGAUGAGUGACUGAACAGCAACACAACCUAAAUACCUGGAUUUUACUUUUAUGUAUGUUGCAGCCUGACCCAAAGAGCCAAUCUACUUAUGAGAGUAUAAGAGGAUGAGUUCAGUGCCUGCCGUUCCUACAGGAAUUAGAGGUGAGCAGCAGCGUUUGCAGUUUUGGAGCUGUUCUUUGGCAUAGCGUAUCCAGGCUAAGGGUUGUGAUGGUGUUGAGAUAAGCUCUCCUUUGUUUUACUCUCUACACUAUGCUCAGAAGAUCAGAGUGAGGGCUGUGGCUACAAUGGAGUUUAGACCAGAUUCAUGUGUCAGUUACAAGAAUUUUUUACAGUCCUUGUGGCAUUUUAUGUAGCAUGUACUGGGAUCCAAAUGCCUGUUAGAGCUGGGAAUUGCCUCUCUCUGGGAGUUCAGUUUGGCUUUUUGCAAGGCCACUGCAGAACUGUGGUGGUGUAGGGAUGACACGCAGUAGCAUUGCUGUGGGGCUGGCAGUGUACCCAAGGGCCAAAAGCCUGUUGUGCUACUGAAGUGGAAGUAAGCUGCUUCCCCAGAAACUACUCCCAGUCCCUUCUAAAACUAUUUUUUUCUGAGCAUGCUCAGGCAUGGGGUUCAGUAGUGUCCCAACAUAAGGGUGGCUCAGUCACGCACCAUAGAGCAUGGAGUGUGUGUAUACAAGAAACACAUCUGUACAGCACUUUUUAAAGUAAUAUUUAGUACCUUGUUCCAGUGUGCAUGCUUCCAUGAGAUUUAUGAUGAUUGUAAAUAAAGGAAUGCAUUACAUUUUUGGCAUUUUGUCUUUAUGCAGAAGAAUUAAAGUCUUUAACUUUAAAAAUC